Molecule: messenger RNA, 1892 nt
Organism: Lepisosteus oculatus (spotted gar)
Lineage: Eukaryota; Metazoa; Chordata; Actinopteri; Semionotiformes; Lepisosteidae
Source: RefSeq, a predicted model, not a curated record
AUGUGGAUCCCGCACCAUGCCCGUCUCCGACACCGGCCCGUCGCAGUUUCAGGGAGUGAAGAAGAGAGAGCGCAGUCCUUGUCGUGCUCGGCGCAGGGCCGGAGACAGGCAGUGGGGUCAGGAGCAGCGACGGGAGACUCUCCACUGACGCUCCCUCUCUCCGCACGACAGCAGAAGGUCGUGGACGAGUGUCAGGACCAGCGAUCCUGCCAGCUGCCGGUGAACAGCCGCGUGUUCGGACUGGACCCCUGUCCCGGCACCAGCAAGUACCUGAUCGUGUCCUACAAGUGCAGGCCAGAGAAUCACCGCAGCAAGCUGGCGUGUGAGAACGACAGGCUCCGGCUGGUGUGCCGGAACGACACGGUGCUGGCCAUCUACUCCGCCACCUUCGGACACCUGCUGCACGGGAGCCCGCAGUGCCCGGACGAGCCGGCCUCCGGGCCGGACAUGGAGUGUCUGUCCCCGUCGGCUCUGAGGAAGGUGUCUCGCAGGUGUCACGGGAGACCGAACUGCUCGGUACUCGCGGACACGCAGAGCUUCGGCGACCCCUGUUUUCCGGGGAUGAAGAAGCACCUCCGUGUGUCCUAUGCAUGUGUGCCCAGAGUUCUCCUGGAGGAGCUGGGACGGGGCUCUCCAGACCCUUUCUCCAUCUCCGACUACACUCACGGAGGCUGGUACACUGGCCCCGGAGUGUCCAGGCUUCAUGGGAAGGUGGUGGUUUUUACCAGUGCUUUGGAGGUCUUUGCCCGAGUCUGGGGCCUGCCCGAGACGGUGGCCCUGUACUUCGUCUCGGGGAUCUGCGCCGGCCUGGUCUUCCUCCUGUGCGUGUUCGGGCUGAAGUCCAUGGUGCUGCGGGACGCGAAGAGCCUGUGGCUGGAGCUCGAGGUGGCCCGGAAGGCCCGCCUGGCCCGGAAGGCGGCGGCGCUGGCGCCGGCCCGGCGGGAGCUGAUGGCGGACCUGGAGGACGACAGCUCCUCCGACUCCUCGUUCCGCCGCCUGACCUGGGCCUACCGCACGGCCGACACCCUCUUCAGCUCCGAGCUGACCGUGGAAAUGGAGGAGAGGGGCGACGGCAAGGAGCUGCAGGAGGGGGACAUGUGGCUGCCGGGCGACUCCAGCCCCUACGCCAUCCACAAGAUCCAGGCCUCCGGCCCCUAGGGAGCGGCACGCCGGAGUUCUGGGACAGCCGGGCUCGGAGUGACCCAGAUCAGCUCAUCACGGGCUCAACGGGACCCCUUUAACAGCUUCUCCCAGCUUCUCUUCAGGGGCUGGAGCCUCAGAGACGCCUGCAGGACCUGGAGACACGCUGCAGUCCAGCCGGAUCGGGACCGGAGAGCCCCACCGCAAAGAAAGAGACGUAAAAAAACCCACCCGGAAACCUCUUGAGCGCUGAAACUUUAUUUCUGUGAAGAAGGCAUGAGAAUUAUUAUUACUAUUAUUAUUGCAUGGUUUGUGAGCAUUUGUCUAACAAAAAAAAAUUAAAAGCCUUUGUUUACAAUUAACAACUGUAUGUGAUGUACAGUAGCUGUACAGUUGUCUCAGAGUUUAACAUGAACUUCAAUGCUACAGAUAUUGAAUGGAUUAAUAAAGUACUGAACUGGUUAACAUUUCUCUGGUGCCUAAAACGUUAAAUCAAAAUUAUGGUAUGAAUUAUUUCUUUAAUAUUUUUUGUACCUAAAUCAGCAAUUAGUUUUGUUUUUUUAAUGUGGUACCAUAAAGCACAGUUAAAAUGCAAAAUGCAUUAUCUGCAGCUCUUGUUAAAUCAUGAACAUGUAAAAAGUAUUUUAUAUAUUGACCUUUUAAUAUUUCCCUCAUGUUUUUUCACUUAUUACUUGCUUUGUAUUGGGGAAAAAAACAAUUCUAAAUAUAAUAAAUAAAACUAAUAAUAUGUG